Messenger RNA from Ruditapes philippinarum (Manila clam), 1189 nucleotides. Its product is annotated as carbohydrate sulfotransferase 1-like. The transcript is spliced from 4 exons. Gene Ontology annotation, biological process: sulfur compound metabolic process; N-acetylglucosamine metabolic process. Gene Ontology annotation, molecular function: N-acetylglucosamine 6-O-sulfotransferase activity. Lineage: Eukaryota; Metazoa; Mollusca; Bivalvia; Venerida; Veneridae. The record is from RefSeq and is a predicted model, not a curated record. The coding region runs from base 74 to 1114 and encodes 346 amino acids.
CGGACUUGCAACAUGUGUACAUAUUUACAGACAUUGCAUGGCUUGAUGGAGAAAAAAUCUAGAAUGAGGAAAUAUGAUUUUAUGGAAAAGGAAGGCGUUUUUAUACACUGGAUUUACAGUUUUUGCGGUAAUUUUCGUCAUGAACAAGCUGACUUUAUCAUUACAUAAUUAUUCCACUGGACCGGUUCAAGUCCUGAUCCUUACUUAUAUGAGAUCGGGUUCGAGUCUUACUGGAGACAUACUACAGCAUAAACCUGGGUCAUUUUACGUAUUUGAACCUUUAAGAUCGUUUUGUCCGUCUAAUUGUUCUUCCGUCAUCUUGAAAAAUCUAGUAUACGCAAAUGGAACGGAAAGGCGGACACCUAUUUCGUUUAAUGAAGAGUCGUAUUCUAUUUUACGGAAUUGGUUUAGCUGUAAAAUAACACAACUUCCGGCUAAUGGACUUCUGGACGUAUUCCUAGAAAGAGGUACGAAAACAAAGAUGUUCUAUCCUUGUUACUUAAAAGCAACAUUAAAGACGAUGGAUCAUUCAAUUGCAAUGGAAAAAUGUGCAGGAAAGCUUGCUGAAAUAUGUGAAGAGUCCUCAGUUCGAAUUAUCAAGACUAUAAGAGCACAGUUUAAGUUUGUGAAACAUCUGCUCGAUGUGCUUCCGAAUUUAAAAAUUAUUCAUUUGGUACGAGAUCCGCGUGCAACGUUAUUUUCACAAUCUCAUUUUCAUAUGUGCCUAGUGGCAAACGGGGGACGACAACGGUGCACAAAUAAUCUUUGUGGAAGAUUGGAGAAGGAUGUUCUUGAGGUCGAUAGUGUAGAUAUAUCUCACCCUGGUAGGGUAAUGACGAUAAAAUACGAAGACCUGGCUCAACGUCCAAUAGAAACGUCGCAAAUCAUGUACGAUUUUAUUGGCGUCCCGAUGUCUCCAAAAACGAAACGAUUCAUUUAUUAUAAAACAAUGGCGGGAAUUGACAACGAUUGUUCGAUUUGUUCAACUCGCCGGAACUCCUCGGCUCAUAUUGCUUUCUGGAAACGACAGAUAGACCGGGAGUUUUUAGAUAUAAUAAAUUCUAGAUGUGAUUACAUAUUAAAACGUUUUCAAUAUGACAAAUUUCCAAAAUGACUACGUUUUAGUAUCAUUUUGUAGUGUAAUCAAAAUUCUAUACCAUUGGUAUAAGAGUCAUUAAAAUGAUAUUAU